Molecule: messenger RNA, 2317 nt
Organism: Aspergillus alliaceus
Lineage: Eukaryota; Fungi; Ascomycota; Eurotiomycetes; Eurotiales; Aspergillaceae
Exons: 1
Coding region: 329-2173 (614 amino acids)
Molecular function (GO): mRNA binding
Source: RefSeq, a predicted model, not a curated record
AUCAUUAUCUAUCUCCUUGUCGGUUGAUCGGUCCACUCGGUCCGUUGUCGCAUUGCGUCUGCAUCGAAUAUUCACUAUCUUCGUACACGAGUCGCCUUGUCGCAUCCCACAACGAAUAAAUGAAUUGAUCUUGUCACUGUCACUGCGGAACAUUACUCAAGGUUAAAUAAACUUAUUACACUUCACGCACUUUCCCAGCAUUAGGCACCUGUCACCUGUUGCCUCCCGUUGCCCACCUAUCUCCCUUACCUGAGGAACCUAAUUCUACCGUUAUCGCUCCUGGGGUUUGUCGAUCCAUUAAACAACUGGGGUCAUCGGUCCGCGAGGCAUGAGUGGCAGUUCGAAUCAGUCUACCCGUACGAGUCCUGGGUCUUUUAGUACCACUCAUCGCACGCCGUCCGUAUCUUCGGGCGCGUCGCCUCCUUAUCAGUCGCUCCAAUCCUCCCAGGCGCCUGCAACGGCCCAGAAUGCGAUGUCGACUGACGUGUAUAAUCCAUCCACAUCGCAAGCAUCAACGUCACUAGGUCCCACCUUCUCCUAUCCAUUCACAUCCCUCGGCCCAUCCUCUCCCUUCGAUAACGUUCCUCCCACCACCAUGCGCAUAAGCGAUACUGAUCGCUCGGCGCAGAGCCUCAAUGGCUUUAUCCGUCCCGGAACCGGCGGCGCGAUCUUGAUGCGAAAACUUCCAAAAAACACUAGUCUCGAGUUGUUGCGCAGCAUGCUCCUCUUUGCCAAAGAUCUUGUGGAUAUUGAGUUUGAGCUGAACAUCCCUCCAGAAGACAACGGGUAUGUGAGCGCAGUCGCACUAUUUAGUACGGUCGCGGCAGCGGAAGAGGCGCGGGCUUUACUCGAUGGCAAACCGAAUUCGAACAACGAUGCCAAUAUGAUCGUGGAAAUGUACAACGGCCCUGUUGGCUCAACCCUGGGGCCCAGGCGCAAUACCAUUGACCACACCGCGGCGCGUAGUCUGCUAGGGGGCGUUACAUCUAACGGACACUUGUCGCGGCACUCAUCGCGCUUUAACGGUACGUUUCAAAGCCUCGAAAAACUGACAGUGGCAAACGCAUCCAAUUCAUCGGCGAGCGAUGCUCUACCGGAAUCAAGUUCCCGAAUCCACAGCCUUUUCUCCCCCCAGUCACCCAUAGGAAAUGGCGUCCAUGAUUUGCCGCGUGUUAGUGGCAAGUCGAUGAUUGAUCAGGAUCUCGACGAAGACACCGGCGAACUUCUCAAGGAUCCUGUGGGCUAUGCAGAGAACGGACACUCCGGCUCCGUUUCCAUUCCUCGUCGGUCCACCAAUCCCCAGUUCCCCACCAACCAGUUUGCCAACCUGUCGUUGGCGACGAACUUGUCCUCGCCACCGUUACCGAACUAUACACCUGGGGGACCGGCACAUAUGGGGAUUCCCACGCCUUCGUCCACCUAUCCCCAGUCGAUGGCCAACAAUAUGAGUGGCAACCAUGGGCUCCCUUACGGCAAUCCGCAUACUCCUCGUCACAGCUUGCCUGCCGCGAACCCGAAUGACAUGAACCCGCCCUGUAACACUCUAUAUGUGGGCAAUCUACCCCCGGACGCGUCGGAAGAAGAGUUGAAAGCUUUGUUCAUGAAGCAACGCGGGUACAAGCGCCUGUGCUUCCGCAACAAGCAAAAUGGCCCAAUGUGUUUCGUUGAAUUUGAGGAUGUGGGCACGGCCGGCAAGUCCUUGAACGAACUAUAUGGCUACAAACUUUCGAAUAGUAUCAAGACCGGUAUUCGCCUUAGUUUUUCGAAGAACCCGCUCGGAGUCCGCUCUGGACAGCCGGGUUCCAUGAGUGCAUCUAAUAAUAUGGCAUCGCAAGGCGCGGUCCCCGGAGGCAGCAGCCUUUCUGGCAUGCACAAUCAUAUGUUCUCGACGGUUAGCGGACCUCCUCCAGGUCUUUCGGCCCCCCCAGGCCUAGCUCCGCCGCCACUGCCGUUGCGAAAUAACGGAGCCGUGCAUCCGUCUGGGCAUCCCCACGCGCCAGUACCGAACAACGGCUCUUUCCACCCAAAUACUGGCCUAGGGAUUCGGACAAACCAUGUGAAUUCCAUGAUGUCCUCUACCACUCCACUUUCCGGAGGGGUUUCUGGCGGUGGUUCAGGACCAAAUAUGGGAAGCUUUAAUUCUUAUUAUCCCGAUUACAUGAUGGGUCGGUAGAAAGAUGCAGCAUAUCGUGGAGAUAAUGUCCGACACGUUUGAUGACGAUCACUGGGUUUCUGGCGUAUUGGGGAUUUUAAUUGUUACAUGAGCUAGAUUAGCAUUUGGAGGCUCCCCUUCCUCCUGGGAGUAAGGAAUAUGGGG